This is a messenger RNA of Malassezia globosa CBS 7966, 6168 nucleotides long. RefSeq lists its product as uncharacterized. Bases 1 to 6168 code for a protein of 2055 amino acids. The record is from RefSeq and is a predicted model, not a curated record. NCBI's taxonomy places the organism in Eukaryota, Fungi, Basidiomycota, Malasseziomycetes, Malasseziales, Malasseziaceae. Gene Ontology annotation, molecular function: flavin adenine dinucleotide binding; iron ion binding; FMN binding. The transcript is spliced from 2 exons.
AUGGCCAGUUCCAGUGAGUUUGUAUUCGCACGAAACCAUACCAAGGACAAUGACAUUGUGUCUGAGUACUUGAGCUCAGAGGAUCUGCAAGACAGCGGAUACGAGUCGGUGGUGCGCGACUCCGAGUCGUGGGCCGGUGCCAUGCCUGCCUCGCAGGGGCUGUACGACGCCCAAUAUGAAAAAGAUGCAUGCGGUGUUGGUUUCUUGUGUCACAUCAAGGGAAAGGCAUCGCACAAGAUUGUGUCGGAAGCGCGCUUCCUGCUGUGCAACAUGACGCACCGAGGUGCCACGGGUGCAGAUGCCCGCGACGGUGACGGUGCGGGUGUUAUGACUGGUAUGCCAGAUGCCUUUCUUCGUCGCGAGGUGGCGAUCGACCACGACUUUGAGCUGCCGCCUGUAGGCCAGUAUGCGUGCGGUAAUCUCUUCUUUACAUCGCAGGAUGAUCAAGCUCGCGCAGAGCACAUUCAACUGUUCGAAACGAUUGCCGAAAAGUUGGGCCUGCGUGUCCUGGGCUGGCGUGAAGUGCCCGUCGACAGUACGAUUCUUGGCCCUGCGUCGCAUAGUCGUGAGCCCAAGACGAUGCAGCCGUUUGUCGUGAUGGGUGACCACUAUGGAUGGACAUCGAAGAAGUGUGAAAUGAACGGCGGCUCGUUCGACGACAAACACUUUGCUCGACAACUGUAUGUUUUGCGCAAGCAUGCAUCGCACCGCAUUGGUUUGGCGAACUGGUUCUACAUCUGUUCGCUGAGCCCGACCAAUAUUGUUUACAAGGGCCAGCUGAGCCCUGUCCAGGUUUACAACUACUUCCAUGACCUGAACAACUCUGCAUACUCUGCGCACUUUGCACUUGUGCACUCGCGAUUCUCUACGAACACGUUCCCUUCGUGGGACCGUGCACAGCCACUGCGCUGGGCCGCUCACAACGGAGAAAUCAACACGAUUCGCGGGAACAAAAACUGGAUGCGCGCUCGUGAGGGCCUGCUGCGAUCUGAGGUGUUUGGCGACGACCUCGAUUUACUGUACCCCAUCAUUGAGAAUGGCGGCUCGGACUCCGCAGCCUUCGAUAAUGUCCUGGAACUUCUUGUGAUCAAUAAGGUGCUGACACUUCCACAGGCCGUAAUGUUGAUGGUGCCAGAGGCGUGGCAAGGCUCGGAGAAGGACCCAGCCAAAGUGGCGUUUUACCAGUGGGCCGCUUGCUUGAUGGAGCCUUGGGACGGUCCAGCGCUCUUCACGUUCUGUGAUGGUCGUUACUGUGGUGCGAACCUGGACCGAAAUGGCUUGCGUCCGUGCCGCUGGGUCACGACCAAUGACGACAUUAUGGUCAACAUGCUCAUGCUGCCGAUGAUCAAUGACAGCAAGGAGGCUCUUGGCAGUAUGGGUAGUGAUGCGCCACUUGCUUGUAUGUCGCAGACGCCACGGCUUGUGUUUGAAUACUUCCGCCAGCUGUUUGCACAAGUGACGAAUCCGCCGAUAGACCCGAUCCGUGAGGCCGUCGUCAUGUCGCUCGACCAGUACAUUGGGCCAGAAGGCAAUCUGUUGGAAAUGAACGAGAAGCAGUGCAACCGCAUCUACCUUCAGAGUCCCGUACUGAGCAUGGAGCAGAUGGCGGCACUCCGUCAGAUGCAUCUCGUGUACCCAGAGUGGAAGUCGGUCACGGUCGACACGACUUUUGACCACGCGCUGGGCGUUGCUGGAUACGAGGCGACGCUCGACCGCGUAUGCGCCGAAGUGUCGCAUGCCAUUGAGGAGAAUAUCCGUAUCGUUGUAUUGUCGGACCGCCAUGUUGGGCCGCACCGCGUCGCUAUCAGCUCGCUUAUCGCCUGUGGCGGUGUGCACCACCACCUGAUUCGGCAGAAGAAGCGCAACCGCAUUGCCCUGGUGAUCGAGUCUGCUGAGGCGCGCGAAGUACACCACGUGUGUGUGCUGCUCGGCUACGGCGCUGACGCGAUCUGCCCAUGGCUCGCGCAAGAGGCUGUGCUUAAGGUGCACCGCGAGGGUCUGUCAAAGACAGACGUGCCCGCUGCGAAGCUGACCGAAAACUGGCGUGCCGCGACGGACAGCGGCAUCACCAAAGUCAUGUCAAAGAUGGGCAUUUCAACACUCCAGUCGUACAAAGGUGCCCAGAUCUUUGAGGCGCUUGGUCUCGACAAUUCGGUGGUGGAUCGUUGCUUCGCUGGCACGGCGUCGAGAAUUCGCGGUGCUACGUUUGAAGUGCUCGCGGCCGAUGCGCUGGAAAUGCACGAGCAGGCGUACCCACGUCGCCACACGGUUGGCUUCGAGGGCCUGCCCGAGACGGGUGACUACCACUGGCGCGAUGGUGGCGAGCCCCAUGUGAACGACCCGAACUGCAUUGCACACCUGCAGGACGCGACACGCACCAAGAACCAGGCUGCUUGGGACGCGUACACCAAAGCGUCGCACAACAUGACAAAGGCUACGACGCUGCGUGGCUUGCUGGACUUUGACUACGGCAAGGCACGUCCUAUUCCUGUGGAUCAGGUCGAGCCAUGGACGGAAAUUGCACAGCGCUUCUGUACGGGUGCCAUGUCGUACGGUUCCAUCUCUAUGGAGGCGCACUCGGCGCUCGCCAUUGCGCUGAACCGGCUGGGCGGCAAGUCGAAUACGGGUGAGGGUGGUGAGGACCCCGAGCGAUCGAUCCCGCUGCCGAACGGCGACUCGCUGCGCUCCAAGAUCAAGCAGAUUGCCUCUGGUCGCUUUGGUGUGACGUCACGCUACUUGUCGGACGCCGACGAGCUGCAGAUCAAGAUGGCCCAGGGCGCCAAGCCCGGCGAGGGUGGUGAGCUUCCUGGUCACAAGGUGUCCGAAUCGAUUGCCCGCACGCGUCACAGUACGGCGGGCGUCGGUCUCAUCUCGCCCCCGCCACACCAUGACAUUUACUCGAUCGAGGACUUGAAGCAGCUGAUCUACGAUCUUAAGUGCUCGAACCCUCGUGCUCGUGUGAGUGUCAAGCUUGUCUCAGAGGUGGGCGUUGGCGUGAUCGCGUCCGGUGUCGCUAAGGCCAAGGCGGACCACAUCCUCAUCUCAGGUCAUGAUGGCGGUACAGGCGCAGCGCGCUGGACCAGUAUCAAGUACGCGGGCUUGCCAUGGGAGCUGGGUCUCGCUGAGACGCAUCAAACGCUCGUGCUGAACGACCUCCGUGGCCGUGUCGUUGUGCAGACAGACGGACAGCUUCGUACGGGUCGCGAUGUCGCGAUUGCUUGCUUGCUGGGUGCUGAAGAGUACGGAUUCUCAACGGCGCCGCUGAUCUCGAUGGGCUGCAUCAUGAUGCGCAAAUGCCACCUGAACACGUGUCCCGUUGGCAUCGCGACCCAGGACCCAAUUCUUCGUGAGAAGUUUGCCGGUCAGCCUGAGCAUGUCAUCAACUUCUUCUACUACCUGUCGGAAGAGCUGCGUUCGAUCAUGGCCAAACUGGGUCUGCGUACGAUCAACGAAAUGGUCGGCCGCUCCGACCUUUUGCGCAUGGACGAGGCUGCGCGAACGCCCAAGACGGCGAACCUGAACUUGAGUGCUCUGCUCAAGCCGGCGCAUGAGAUGCGCCCGGGCGCUGCCACACACAAGGUCCGGCAGCAGGACCACAGGCUGUACGUGCGCCUGGACAACAAGUUUAUCGACGAAGCGGAGCCGGCUCUUUCGCGUGGCUUGCCGGUGCAGAUCGACUGCCAUGUCGUCAACACGGACCGUGCCCUUGGCACGACUCUGUCGUACCAUGUGUCGAAGCUGUUCGGUGGUGAUGGCCUUCCACGUGACACGAUCCACAUAUCUGCCAAAGGCAGUGCAGGCCAGUCGUGCGGUGCAUUCCUCGCGCCUGGCAUCACGCUCGAGCUCGAGGGCGAUGCAAACGACUACGUCGGCAAGGGCCUGUCGGGUGGUCGUCUCAUCGUGUACCCACCCAAGUCGUCGUCCUUCAUGGCUGAGGAGAACGUCAUCGUCGGCAACACCUGUUUGUACGGCGCAACAAGCGGCCAUGCCUUCUUUGCCGGUAUUGCCGCUGAGCGAUUCCCCGUGCGUAACUCGGGCGCGCAUGCUGUCGUUGAAGGCGUCGGUGAUCAUGGCUGUGAGUACAUGACAGGUGGUCGUGUUGUUGUGCUCGGUUCGACGGGCCGCAACUUUGCUGCUGGUAUGAGCGGCGGUAUAGCCUAUGUCCUCGAUAUGAACCGCGACUUUGCCAGCAAGUGCAACAUGGAGAUGGUGGAGCUAGGCUCCGUGCAGGAGCCGCAGGAAAUCGCCGAGCUCCGCAUGCUUUUGGAGGAUCACCGCCACUACACUGGCUCGUCUCUGGCUGAGCACGUGAUUCACGAGUUCCACCACCUCCUCCCACGCUUCGUACGUGUGAUGCCCACGGACUACAAGCGCGUGCUCGAACAAGAGGCCGCUAAAGCCGCCGAGGAAAAGAAGCGCUCUAGUCAUGUGGAUCUGCGUGGUACACUCUCCCGUCGUGGCAGCCAGGUCGAUGUCACCAUGGGUGACGAGGCGAAUGCACACGCCACGCCGGAUGUCGCGUUGCCUGUCUCUACCGAGCCUGCCGUCGUGGACAUGGAGGAAGCCAUGCUCGACGAAGAGCUCACAAAGGCGCGCACCGAGAAGCUCGACAAAAUGCGCGGCUUCAUGAAGUACCAUCGCCGUGGUGAGUCGUACCGCAACGCGUCUGCACGCGUGAAGGACUUUAAGGAGCUGUCGAGCCGUCUGACAGAGCCCGAGCUGAAACUGCAGACUGCUCGAUGCAUGGACUGCGGUGUGCCUUUCUGUCAGUCCGACAAUGGAUGCCCCAUCUCCAACAUUAUUCCUAAGUGGAAUGACCUUGUAUUCAAGGGUCAAUGGCGUGAUGCGUUGAACCGCUUGCUCAUGACGAACAACUUCCCUGAGUUUACUGGCCGUGUAUGCCCUGCUCCCUGCGAAGGAGCGUGUGUGCUGGGCAUCAUUGAAUCGCCCGUCGGCAUCAAGUCGAUCGAGUGUGCCAUCAUCGAUCACGCCUGGGAACAGGGUUGGAUGGUGCCGCGUCCCCCGCCGCAACGCACGGGCAAGACGGUCGCUGUCAUUGGCUCAGGCCCAGCCGGUCUCUCAUGUGCCGAUCAGCUAAACCGUGCUGGUCACACUGUCGUUGUUUAUGAGCGUGCUGAUCGUAUCGGUGGUUUGCUGAUGUACGGCAUUCCGAACAUGAAGCUGGACAAGCAAGUCGUCGACCGACGUGUGAAUCUUAUGGCUGCCGAAGGCGUUCAGUUUAUCACCAACACAGAGAUCGGAAAAGACGUCGAUGCUGCCGACCUGCACAAACAAAAUGACGCUGUUGUUUUCGCCACUGGUGCGACGUGGCCACGUGACUUGAGGAUUCCUGGCCGCGACGCGAAUGGUGUCCACUUUGCGAUGGAGUUCCUGUCGUCUACGACGCAUUCGCUGCUCGACACGCAACUUGCAGAGGGCACAUACUUGAAUGCCAAGGGCAAGCAUGUGAUCGUCAUCGGUGGUGGCGAUACAGGUAACGACUGUAUAGGUACGGCUGUGCGCCAUGGUGCAGCGUCUGUGGUCAACUUUGAGUUGCUACCUCAGCCACCUGCUGCCCGUGCCGAGAACAAUCCUUGGCCGCAAUGGCCGCGGGUCUUCCGUACCGACUACGGUCACUCGGAGGUCAAGGCACGCUGGGGCAAUGACCCGCGCGAGUACUGCAUCUCGACUACGGAGUUUGAGAAGGAUGCAAGUGGCAACCUUAUCGCUCUGAACACUGUCCGUGUUUCCUGGGAGCUAGACGCCAGUGGCAAGUGGCAAAUGACCAAGGUCCCUGGCAGCGAACAACGCUUCCCAUGUGAUUUGUGCUUCCUUGCACUUGGUUUCCUGGGUCCUGAAAAUGCUGCGAUUGAGUCGCUGAAAUUGAAGCAGGACGCUCGCAGCAACAUUCUCGCUGACACAAACCGCGGUGAGCGCCCAUACAAGACCUCCGUUGAUCGCGUCUACGCUGCUGGCGACUGCCGUCGUGGCCAGUCGCUUAUUGUGUGGGGCAUUCAAGAGGGUCGUGCGUGUGCUGCCCAGGUCGACACGGACCUCAUGUCCUCGUCGUACCUGCCCUGGGCCGGUAGUAUUCCAAAGCGCAUCCAUGUCGCUGAUGAGCCUGCUUCAGCUGCUCUUGCAACGAAGCGCCAGUCCAUUACCGCUUAA